AAACUAACGAAUUAAGUGCAGAAUCGCUGGAAAUAGAAUGUAUAUACGCAUGCAUAAAUUUAUUGUGGUAUUACUUGUUUUAUGUUCCGGUUUGAAGACGUAAAAAUCGAGCUUUGCAUUAACAACAACGGAGAUAACUUAAAACGUCCAAUGUGCUGGUACCAGACAUCAUUUUAAGAAUGUCUUCCGCAGAAGAAAAAACAACAGUAAAAAACUUUAAAAAUUUGAGAAUUUCAAUAGACGAACAUACACAAGAAGGGGAUGAAGUCAACAAAGAAGCAGCUUGCAUGUGUUCACACUAUUUUAACAUGGAUAGAGAGACGGAGCAUUUAGUUUCAUGCAAUAAUUCGCCCACCACUGUGAAAAGCACUUCUCCGGAUGCCUGCAUCUAUGGAACGCAUUAUCCGAAUCGAAUAUUUGUUGGUCAUCUACCUGGAAAGGCUUCUGCUACUGACUUGGCCGACUUCUUUCGAUCAUUCGGAACUGUAUUAGAAGGAAAGGUCGUUCUUGAUUCCUUUGGGAGAUCUCGAAGAUUUGGAUUUGUCACUUUUGCUACGCAUGAAGAUGUCCAGAACGUUCUUUCGCAAGGGAGUAUUUUCUUUAAAGGAAAGAAAAUAAAUGUUGGCCCAGCUGUAAAGAAAAUGUUUGGUACUGAUUUUUCUCCACCGGAGAGCCCUGCUGCGACCACAUCAGGUAGCUCGACACCAACUUCACCUGAAAGUCUUACGGAGAAGAUUAUUACUGUGCCACCAGUAAACGAAAAUAAGGGUGAUGAAGAUCCAGCUUCACCACGUGCUGGUAAUGUUUGGUUGAAAAUCAACACAAAACCUAAGCAGAUCGCAAAACCGGUAGCCGAAGCUGCACAGGCGUAUUCACCGAAUAUGAUAUAUACACAACAACCUACGACUUAUCAGCCAUAUAUAUAUCCUACUGUUCUGACCGUGCCAUAUAAUCAAAGCUACAACUACCCUAGAUAUUACUACACUCCAACUGUUUACCCCACGAAUUGCGCACAGCAAAUGGUGCCCUUUCAACAAUGGCCUCAGACGAUGUACUACACAAUGGACCGCAUGGCAAUGAUGAAAAACUAAAAAAGAAAGCCUACAGGAGACUGGGUUUUUGUGGUAGAAAAAAUAGGGAAGGAGCCUAGUAACGAGGUUUUAAAAAGAAUUAUGACGUAACUUAUCAAAAAUAACCUUAUCAGACAAUUUUAUUCUAUUUUUUAUGUAUGAACUAGAAUUUAAGGUAGAAAACUGACAUUGUAUAUUAAUUUCAUUCGCGUAAAAAGUACUGGAAACAA
Hydractinia symbiolongicarpus is the source of this 1300-nucleotide messenger RNA. RefSeq names its product protein boule-like. Bases 180 to 1091 code for a protein of 303 amino acids. The record is from RefSeq and is a predicted model, not a curated record. The transcript has 7 exons. Gene Ontology annotation, molecular function: RNA binding. NCBI's taxonomy places the organism in Eukaryota, Metazoa, Cnidaria, Hydrozoa, Anthoathecata, Hydractiniidae.